Dioscorea cayenensis subsp. rotundata (Guinea yam) is the source of this 1401-nucleotide messenger RNA. RefSeq names its product serine/threonine-protein kinase Aurora-2. The transcript has 9 exons. NCBI's taxonomy places the organism in Eukaryota, Viridiplantae, Streptophyta, Magnoliopsida, Dioscoreales, Dioscoreaceae. Gene Ontology annotation, cellular component: spindle pole centrosome; chromosome passenger complex; spindle midzone. Bases 87 to 965 code for a protein of 292 amino acids. Gene Ontology annotation, biological process: protein phosphorylation; regulation of cytokinesis; mitotic spindle organization. Gene Ontology annotation, molecular function: ATP binding; protein kinase activity. The record is from RefSeq and is a predicted model, not a curated record.
UCUCCCCGUCUUCAUCCACGAUCCCGACCGUUGGGCCUCUCUGUUCCUUCUCUAAAUCACUGAAACCCUUCGUUUCUCUCUCUCUCAUGGCGAUCGCCGCCGAGGUCCCGCAAGAAGAGAAGUCACCUUCAAAGGUUCCUACAAUGGAGAAGCGCUGGACUCUCAGUGAUUUUGACAUAGGAAAGCCUCUGGGAAGAGGAAAAUUUGGCCAUGUCUAUUUGGCCAGAGAAAAGAAGAGCAAUCAUAUUGUGGCCUUGAAGGUUCUUUUCAAGAGCCAAUUGAAGCAAUCACAAGUAGAACACCAGCUACGGCGUGAGGUUGAGAUCCAGUCACAUUUAAGGCACCCAAACAUAUUGCGUUUGUACGGUUACUUCUAUGAUCAGACUAGAGUUUAUCUAAUACUAGAAUAUGCUGCGAAAGGUGAACUUUAUAAGGAACUACAGAAAUGCAAUUACUUCAGUGAAAGAAGGGCUGCUACUUACAUUGCAUCCCUUGCUCGGGCUUUAAUCUAUCUUCAUGGGAAACAUGUUAUACACAGAGAUAUAAAACCUGAAAAUCUUUUGAUUGGCGUUCAGGGGGAACUCAAAAUUGCUGAUUUUGGAUGGUCUGUGCACACAUUUAACCGCAGACGAACCAUGUGUGGGACCCUGGAUUACCUUCCACCAGAAAUGGUGGAAAGUGUUGAGCAUGAUGCCAGUGUAGACAUCUGGAGCUUGGGGGUUUUGUGUUAUGAGUUUCUCUAUGGAGUGCCACCAUUUGAGGCAAAGGAACAUUCAGACACUUACAGAAGGAUUAUAAAAGUUGACCUUAAGUUCCCUCCAAAACCGAUAGUUUCUGCUGCUGCAAAAGAUGUUAUUAGCCAGAUGCUCGUUAAAGAUACCUCUCAACGGCUUCCGCUUCACAAAUUACUAGAGCAUCCGUGGAUUAUUCAAAAUGCCGAUCCUUCAGGCAUCUAUAGAGGCUGAUCUCAGGACAAAUUCAUUCUUUUGUUAAUGUUGAUAGAAAAUGUUCACCGAGAAGUUCAACUGUAGGAUCAAUGAGUAUGUUAUGCUGUUGUACUUUGUUGCUUCAUGGGGCUACACACUGAUGACUCAGGAUUUCUGUUGAGAUUAUUGGUAUAACAUUGUACCAUUUGUUGCUCCAUCCUGUGAAAAUUGUGAGGGUCUGGUGGCGAGCUCUCAAUAUUUCCUUUUAUUUUUAUGUAUUGAUGUUUUUUUUUACUUUAUCGCCACUUACCCAUUAUUAGUUAUCAUCUUGUACUAAUAACAAAAAAGGUGACAUUUUUGGGUACUUAAAUUUUAUUUUCCUGAUGAGACUCUGUAUAGCAUUUCAUAGCUGGUGCUGAAAACUGUAUGCCAUAUGUUGAGGCUUUAAUAAGUCAUUUCUCGUGAGCUUUCAAAA